This is a messenger RNA of Sardina pilchardus (European sardine), 2032 nucleotides long. RefSeq names its product ras-related protein Rab-35. Lineage: Eukaryota; Metazoa; Chordata; Actinopteri; Clupeiformes; Clupeidae. The coding region runs from base 1040 to 1669 and encodes 209 amino acids. Gene Ontology annotation, cellular component: plasma membrane; endosome membrane. The transcript is spliced from 7 exons. Gene Ontology annotation, molecular function: GTPase activity; GTP binding. Gene Ontology annotation, biological process: endocytic recycling. The record is from RefSeq and is a predicted model, not a curated record.
UUGAGAAGAAUCCAUGAAGAUGGUGACUCAACACUCAGGUGCGGCGGCCAGAGGCGGUGCCCGGUGAGCCAGUGGUCAUUCCAAGGCUGCGCACUUUCUUAAGACUUGAUCCCAGGACUGGACAAUCGACGCUACAUGGUCGAUAGGAAAACAAGACCAGCGAUUGUGCAAUCCCUGGCAUCUUACCACGACGCCCUCCAAGUAGGUCUGUUUUGGACAAGGACGCCAGCAUGACUGUUCACCUCACAUGAAGGACGUAGGGAGGGCUUUAACCUGUAGAGGAGUUGGGCACCGCCAUGGACACUACCAUGAGGAUGUUGCUGUUGUGACUGAAUGCCUCUGUUUCCUAUUGUCAGAGAUGUCAAGAUGAGAUUAGGUGAGACAGAGAAACAGCCAGUUGCCAGCAUUGUUUACGUCAUUGUUUUCCAAGGAGUCUUCACAGGAACAUUCUGAGCAUUCCCCUGCCUCACUAUCUAUAGGUGAAUAAACAUGAGAUUCCACUAAUGCCCACUGUCUGUUGACCUCAGUUCAACCGAUUGGACUCUACUGGCCCCCUCUGUUCAUGCCAUCAACAAUAGGAGAACCCUGAUGUGAACUGCAUGCCAACAUUUCACACGGGAUCACCAACUCACAAAGUCUAGAAAGACUGUUUCUACGCCAGAUCGAGGAGAGAAAUUCAACCUGGAGCAAGCUGGAACAUGCCCGCGUGAUUUUGGAUCCUUGCACUAAUGUAGGAAUGAACUGCAGCUCAAGACUUCAGUAUUACCUGCAAAUCUGUAGAAGAUGAUGUCUGAAUUAACUUAAGACAAACUUCAGAGUUGUCGGUCAUUUCUCACUGGAUGGAUGUUUGAACUGGAAUUGUACAGGAACCGAUGUUCAGGGUCUAGCAGGGAUGAUGAACUACCCUUUCUUACAGAUGAAUUCUGAUGGGCCCACCUGUCCAUCACAUUGAUGUUAUAGAGGAGAGGACACUGACUGAACACGGUGAAAUUUGCUGGGCUGCUAAGUAGCAUUUAACCAGGAAGGACAGCACUGCACAAUGGCUGGGAAGGACUAUCAUCAUCUCUUCAAACUGCUCAUCAUUGGAGACUCUAAUGUGGGGAAGAGCAGUCUGCUUUUGCGGUUUGCGGACAACUCCUUCUCGGGCAGCUACAUCACUACGAUCGGAGUGGACUUUAAGAUCCGCACCAUAGAAAUUGACGGGGAACGAGUCAAGUUACAGAUCUGGGAUACAGCUGGACAAGAACGGUUUCGGACCAUCACCUCCACGUAUUACAGGAACACCCAUGGCGUUAUUAUUGUGUACGACGUCACAAAUCCAGAGUCGUUCGUAAAUGUCAAGAGGUGGCUGAACGAGAUCUCACAAAACUGUGAUAAUGUUUGCAAGAUCAUGGUCGGGAACAAGAAUGAUGACCCCUCCAAGAAGCAAGUGGAAAGCAGUGAUGCUCUACGCUUUGGGGAGUCCGUGGGGGUCAGGGUGUUUGAGACCAGUGCCAAGGAGAACAUUAACGUAGAGGAGAUGUUCAUGGCGUUUACUCACAUGGUCCUGCGGGCCAAGAAGCAGAGCCAGAGCCGGGCGGAGCGGGAGCGCGAGCGAGAGAAGGACACGGUCAACAUCAACUCCCACCGGGACCGGGAGCGACGGAAGAGAGGGAAGAAGUGCUGCUGAGGUUGGGAGGGAUGCAGCAUCUUGUGGCCCAGUAUGAAAGACAAACCCAUAACAUUGCACUGACCGAGCUAUCGGAGGGGGGGAAAACUACUGCUAAGUGCCGAAAUGUCACUCUUGUGUUCUGCUUUUUAUGUCUGUCUGUGUUGUCUUUUUUUAACUGAAAGGGAACCAUGUCCCGUUAUGUCUCAUUGUCAUUUAAUUGUCUAACUGGCGAGGGCUGUUAACAGGUUUUAAGUGUUCUGCUGUGAUGACCUAGUGAAUUGUCAGUUUUAUUUUUUAAUAAAUAAAAACUGUCGUCAUUUUGACUGUUACAGUUAAAAUGAGAUGUCAAGUAACGCAUUAGCAAUAAAUGAAUCCUUCUAA